Messenger RNA from Dendronephthya gigantea, 2434 nucleotides. RefSeq names its product arrestin domain-containing protein 17-like. Bases 625 to 1701 code for a protein of 358 amino acids. The record is from RefSeq and is a predicted model, not a curated record. The transcript has a single exon. Gene Ontology annotation, biological process: protein transport. Lineage: Eukaryota; Metazoa; Cnidaria; Anthozoa; Malacalcyonacea; Nephtheidae. Gene Ontology annotation, cellular component: cytoplasm.
GGGCUGCUUUCCACAGUGUUAAGUUUUUUGCACGCACGUACGUACACGCAUGUAAAAGUUUAAAAUCAUUUAAAUGAUACUCAUAGAUGCAUAGAUUUGGAUUCUGUUGAAGAUAUGGUGUGUUUUUUCUGGCAUAAAAUGAAUUAUAUAUUAUAACAUAGAAGGUUUGCGUGCAAAAAACCCGACAGUAAAAGCCGCCCUUCAAGCAACCCUCCGCGUCAAUGUUAGCUAUGUCUGUCAUCCUUAUUAUACAGUUGUCGAAUGUAAUAAAGCCAACAAUCAAUAUGACUGUGACGACAAUGGUUGUAUACCUUUCAGAAUUAAGCGAGUUCAGUUGUCAAAUUUUAACAUCUAUUCUUCAUUCAUUUAUAGUCCUGGUAGCUAUGUAUAGUUUCUUUUCAGUUUCAUUUGUUGCUGCUGUGUAACGAGAAUGGCCUUAAAAAACUCUAAGAUCACAACAGUAUUGAAUAACUUUCUCUCCCACUGGUUAAUUGGACGUAAAACAGAAGCUAAAACAAUGACUUAAAAUAUGACAGAGUGGGAAUUACCAUAUUUUCACACCCCGUCGUUCAAGCUAUUUUAUUAUAUUUUGUUGCAUAUUUCAGUUGGUGAGAAUAGUUUGCGAUGGAUGUUAAACCUGAGGUUAAUAUUACAUUUGAAGAACAGCCAGCAGUGUUUUUUGUUGGCAAAGAAGCCAUCAAUGGCGAUGUUAGCAUAUCUGUGACAAAAUUAAUGAAAACACAAAUGAUUAAGGUUGAAUUUAAAGGUAUUUGCCAAGUUGGUUGGACGAAGCGAGGCGUGUCGGAUAAAAAACACAAGAGCGUUGAACAUUUUAAAAUUGAAGAUAAACUUCUUACACCUAGAUCAGAGUACAAUGAUCUAUUCCUUCGUUCUGGAACACAUCGUUUUCCUUUUUCCUUUAAACUUCCACAAGCUAUGCCACCGACAUUCACCGCAAAAGAUGCUAAGAUUGAAUACUUUGCGAGAGUUGUUGUUCAUUACAGAGAUGAUGGUUCAAUGGUUUCCAGUGAGAUCUGCGCUGAAGCUCCUCUAGUUAUGAAGAAGAGCAUCGCUAACUUUCCUGAAAAGUUUUUAAAAAGUGCCAAACUGAAGCAACAACUUACUCUUCCCAAAAUGUUUUCCCGGUCAACCAGAGUUGAAGUCGAAGCCAUGAUUCCUAAACGAGUCUACCACCGAGGAGAAAUCAUUCGCUUAACCUGUGAUUACAAGAUCUUGAAUGGCUCUGUAAACGGUGUUACUGGUAUUAGCGCUGUUCUCAUGCAAGGCCUUACUGUUGUCAAGGCAAAUGGUCACGAGAAGACGAAGACACGCGAAAUACUUCGUGCACCGCCGUUUCAAGGUCAUAACGAGGAGACAACGAAAUGGAGCGAUACUUACAUGAAUAUACCAGCAGAUAUCUCGCUAACAGUUCAAGGUUGUGGUGAUGUUACUAUUUUUUACUUCAUUCAAGUUCGUGCAAAGAAUUCAAAAGAGAGAAUCGAUAUUCCUGUUGUGAUUAUAGAUCGUGAUGAAAGUAAGGUUAUUAAUCCAGGUAGUAAACGUCGUGAAAGAAGACUGUCUUUGACGGGCACAACCUCAGGCUCAGCUAUUCCUAAUGUCUUUCAAACGUUUAAUGCACUAUCUAGACAAGAUCCGACGAGAGCUUCGAGGAAUUCUAUUGACUCGUUUUAUAGAGACUAAAACAUUCAUUUCGCUAUACAAAAUCAAGGAACAUUCUAGUCAAAUGCACAAAUAAUGAGUUGAAAUUAAAAUAAUUAAUAAUAUUUAUAUUCAAAAUAUAGGUCAAUUAAUAUAAAAAAUGUGAACUGUCAUAGUCCAAGUUAAAAAGUAUAAAAGCAAAUUAGUUGUUUGCGAUCUUUGGCCAAAUCUUUGGUGUUAUAUAUAAAGUAAGAGAGUUUUAAUUCUUCAAUGAAGUGCAUGGAUAUGACGUAACAAGUUUUAAAACCGCUGCAAGAUCACAGAAAAUACCUAACUUGGAAAUUCUCACCAGUUGGAAUAUUUACCAUUUAUAAGUAUACGUGUUCUUAAAAGUAUAUAUUGGUACUUCACAUAUAUAUUUUUACGUUACACUAAAUUUUAGGUAUUCAACAAUAAUGUAUUUACAAACAUGAAUAGUAUUUCAAAUAUACCAAAAAACCGGCACUUGUUUUGAGGAAUUGAUGUUCGUCUGUUUUCAAAGGGUUUAUACGGUGCAGCAAGUUAACCGGAGCCUAGCAUCUUCCAUGAAAAGGAAGCAUCAUACUAAAGCUUUGGAUUCAGCAUGAGAUGGGUUGUAAUGUACGACCAGGUAUUUGGGAGCCGAUUGUUAUUAAAACUGAAUUUAAGAGCCGAACAUCAUUGUGGCACUCUAAGCUUAUUUCUACAUCAGAUGGGUUAUAUAUAUUGCUAUAGCAACCACUUUUAGGCCGUUCCA